GUUUAAUAUGUAGGCAAGGAAGAGGCGCUGUCGUCACUUCCUGUUUCGUCCCCUCAAUUAUACAUUCAAUCGGUGCUGGCGGAGGUGGAGGAAAGAUGUCGGGUGCCGGGGGAGGGAAGCGCCCCCUGGGAGCGGACAGUCCUCCUGGCCCACCUGAGAAAAAGAGCAAGAAAGAAGAGAAGACCACCACGACACUUAUAGAACCCAUACGCAUAGCUGGCGUCUCCUCCACGGAGGAGAUGGACAUGAAGGUACUGCAGUUCAAGAACAAGAAGCUCUGCGAGCGCUUGGAGCAGAGGCAGGCGAUGGAAGAUGAGCUACGAGAGAAAAUUGAAAAGCUGGAGAAGAGACAGGCCACUGAUGACACCACCCUCCUGAUUGUUAAUCGGUACUGGUCCCAGCUGGAAGAGAGCGUGACCGUUCUGCGCAAAUGUAUCGAGCCAGAACCAGCGCCGGCGUCUGCUCCUGCCCCGCCCUCAGCUCCGCCCCCAGACGCCACCGCCAUGGAGGACGAUGGGGUCGGCCUGUCUUCGCCCACCGCCGCGCUUCCCCCGCCGCCUCUCCCAGAGAGCCAGAGUGACGGCGGGCAGACGGAGCAGCAGGAGGAGCGUCCGGACGAUCGGCGGGACGAGCCGCCGCAGCCGCCGCCUCCUGCUGGAGCGGACGAGUUAACGGCACCGGCUGAGCCGCCCUCAGAUUCUAAAGCAGACGCGUCGCCGCCGCCGCCGCCUCUGAGUGAGAAUGCAAAGGGAUUCUUGGCCACGCUGGAGCAGAGCAGCGAGGAGGAACUGUCCUUACACCUCCAGGACCGCAUGCUGUUCAGCAAGGACGCCAUAGCCCACUUAGUCCGCGUCUUUGACAGGCUGCACAGUCGCAUCGAGGACAUGUGCAAGGCCAUCCAGGCUGCAGCAGGUGAGGAUGGUAGCCAGGCGGAGGCCAGACUGAACCCCGGCCUGCUGGACGACAACGUCCGACUGCGAGAUCUGGCCACCCUGCUGCAGGGCCGACACCACAAGAUGUCCCUGGAGUACAAUGAGUGGGUGGACAAGGUGACGAGUGCAGAAACUAAAGUCUCUGAGAUGGAGACAACAGUGGAGGAUCUUCAGUGGGACAUCGAGAAGCUUCGCAACCGGGAGCAGAAGCUCAACAAACACCUGGCUGAGGCCAUGGAGCAGCUUAAAUCUGGAUACAGCAGCACCGGCAGCUCAGGUGGCCUAGCUGGAGGACAGAUAACUCUGAACAUUCAGAAGUUUGAGAGUCUGAAUGCAGAGCUGGAGCACAACCAGGAGCUGGCUAACAGCCGCAUGGCAGAGCUGGAAAAACUGCAGCUGGAGCUCCAGGAGGCUGUGAGGGAGAGCGAGAAGCUCAAGAUGGACCUGCGCAAUAUUCCAGAAGAAGUAGUGAAAGAAACGUCAGAAUAUAAAUGCCUGCAGUCGCAGUUCUCGCUGCUCUACAAUGAAUCUCUUGGAGUUAAGACUCAGCUGGAUGAGGCGCGGGCGCUGCUGCUCACCACCAAGAACGCUCACCUCAGACAGAUCGAGCACAUGGAGAGCGACGAGCUGUCCCUGCAGAAGAAGCUGAGGACGGAGGUCAUCCAGCUGGAGGACACCUUGGCCCAGGUCCGCAAAGAGUACGAGAUGCUCCGCAUCGAGUUUGAGCAGAACCUGGCCGCCAACGAGCAAGCAGGACCAAUCAACAGGGAGAUGCGACACCUGAUCAGCAGCCUUCAAAACCACAACCUGCAGCUGAAAGGCGACGUGCAGCGCUUCAAGAGGAAGCUGCGGGAAACGCAGCUGGAGAUCAAUAAGCUACGCUGCCAGAGCGGCGACUCGGGGGUUCUGAUCCUAGAGGAGACGACCAGCGACAGCAUCGACGUCAAAAAGGAGGAGGACGAGGACCAGGAGGAAGAGGAGGAGAGGAGGAAGGAGCUGGAGAGACAGCGGGCUCGGGAAAGGGAGCGGGAACGAGAGCGGGAGGCGGAACGGGAGCGAGAGAGGGAGCGGGAGAGGGAGAGGCAGCGCAGCGACGAGCUGAAGAGGAAAGACUCUGACACCCUGAAGAUGCUCCGCGUGGAACUCAAGAAAGCCCAGGAGUCUCAGAAGGAGAUGAAGCUCCUGCUGGAUAUGUACAAAUCAGCUCCAAAGGAGCAAAGAGACAAAGUGCAGCUUAUGGCCGCCGAGCGCAAAUCAAAAGCCGAGGUGGAGGACCUGAGGAUGCGAGUGCGAGAGCUGGAGGAGAGGGAACGGAAAGAGAGCAAGAAGCUGGCCGACGAGGACGCCCUGAGGAAGAUCCGCGUGGCGGAGGAGACCAUCGAGCAUCUGCAGAAGAAGCUCGCCGCCACCAAGCAGGAGGAGGAGGCCCUGCUGAGCGAGAUGGACGUGACGGGACAGGCCUUCGAGGACAUGCAGGAGCAGAACAGCCGGCUGCUGCAGCAGCUGCGCGAGAAGGACGACGCCAACUUCAAGCUGAUGAGCGAGCGCAUCAAGUCCAACCAGAUCUACAAGCUGCUGAAGGAGGAGAAGGAGGAGCUCGCUGACCAGGUCCUCACCUUCAAAACCCAGGUGGACGCCCAGCUGCUGGUGGUGCAGAAGCUUGAGGAGAAGGAGGGAGUCCUGCAGACCACCCUGGCUGCUCUGGAGAAGGAGCUGGCUGUCAGAACACAGGCGCUAGAACUCAACAAGAGGAAGGCGGUGGAGGCAGCUCAGUUGGCGGAGGACCUGAAGGUGCAGCUGGAGCACACGCAGGCCAAGCUGAAGGAGAUCCAGGUCUCUGUGGCCGAGAACCGCACCGCCCGGGAGAGGGAGAGCAGCAACCUGAAACGAGCUCAGGAGGACCUGUCCCGGCUGAGGAGGAAGCUGGAGAAGCAGAAGAAGGUGGAGGUGUACUCCGACGCAGACGAGAUCCUGCAGGAGGAGAUCAACCAGUACAAGGCCAAGCUGCGCUGCCCCUGCUGCAACACGCGGGACAAGGAGACCGUCCUCACCAAGUGUUUCCACGUCUUCUGCUACGAGUGUCUGAAGAUGCGCUACGACACGCGGCAGAGGAAGUGCCCCAAGUGCAACUGCGCCUUCGGAGCCAACGACUUCCACCGCAUCUACAUCACCUGAGCGCCGCGGCAACCGGGAACGCCGUGGCAACCGGGGAAUGCCGCUGCAUCCGGAAAAGACAGACCGAACCAAAGGAGAGAGGAACCCGAGAACUGGAGAUGCUCUGAGAGAGAGACCGAUCUCUUUGGAGAGACUCGUUUUACCACAUUUCUGCUAUUUGGUGACCAAACGUAGUGACGAAGCUGAGCGAGUGUCGUGAGCUACUUCAAUAAACACAUUUGUCAGCCGUGACGUUUUUACA
Molecule: messenger RNA, 3348 nt
Organism: Fundulus heteroclitus (mummichog)
Lineage: Eukaryota; Metazoa; Chordata; Actinopteri; Cyprinodontiformes; Fundulidae
Gene: rnf40
Product: ring finger protein 40
Exons: 20
Coding region: 96-3107 (1003 amino acids)
Cellular component (GO): nucleus; HULC complex
Molecular function (GO): metal ion binding; ubiquitin protein ligase activity
Source: RefSeq, a predicted model, not a curated record